Molecule: messenger RNA, 4183 nt
Organism: Musa acuminata AAA Group (dessert banana)
Lineage: Eukaryota; Viridiplantae; Streptophyta; Magnoliopsida; Zingiberales; Musaceae
Product: cytochrome f
Exons: 1
Coding region: 433-1395 (320 amino acids)
Biological process (GO): photosynthesis
Cellular component (GO): chloroplast; thylakoid membrane
Molecular function (GO): heme binding; electron transfer activity; iron ion binding
Source: RefSeq, a predicted model, not a curated record
AUGGAUCGGAUUUCACUCGACCCAUGGUUGGGAACUAAUGAUUGGUUCGGUCUACAACGAUUUUGGAUUGGAUCAUAACGAUCAAAUUAUAUCUGGUCUUGUUUCCACUUUUCCAGUUAUUCUAGAUACAAUUGUGAAAUAUUGGAUCUUCCUUUUUUUAAAUCGUGUAUCUCCUUCGCUUGUAGUAAUUUAUCAUUCAAUGAAUGAAUAAAGAACUCAUUUGAUCUUAUUAUAUCAAUCAAAUCAGAAUCUUUCUUCGUGUAUAAAGAAAGUAUUUUCAAUUUGACUUAAUUCUUUAUACUUUUAUCUGUUCAAGGUAUUCGUCCUAUAUUCCAGUACAAUUAUUCCAGUACAAUGACAGACUCGUGUAUAGGGAACUAUACUAGCUACCUAUCUAAUUUAUUGUAGAAAUUCGGGGAUCAAUGAUUGGACAUGCAAAAUAAAAAUACUUUUUCUUGGGUAAAGGAAGAGAUGACUCGAUCCAUUUCUGUAUCGAUCAUGAUAUAUGUAAUAACUCGGGCAUCUAUUUCAAAUGCAUAUCCCAUUUUUGCGCAGCAGGGUUAUGAAAACCCGCGAGAAGCAACGGGACGAAUUGUAUGUGCCAAUUGCCAUUUAGCUAAUAAACCCGUGGAUAUUGAAGUUCCGCAAGCUGUGCUUCCUGAUACUGUAUUUGAAGCAGUUGUUCGAAUCCCUUAUGAUAAGCAACUGAAACAAGUUCUUGCUAAUGGUAAAAAGGGGACUUUGAAUGUGGGGGCUGUUCUCAUUUUACCCGACGGAUUCGAAUUAGCCCCCCUUGAUCGUAUUUCUCCUGAGUUGAAAGAAAAGAUAGGAAAUCUGUCUUUUCAGAGUUAUCGUCCCAACAAAAGAAAUAUUAUUGUGAUAGGUCCUGUUCCCGGUCAGAAAUAUAGUGAAAUCGUCUUUCCCAUUCUUUCCCCCGACCCUGCUACGAAGAAAGACGUUCACUUCUUAAAAUAUCCCAUAUACGUAGGUGGGAACAGAGGAAGGGGUCAGAUUUAUCCUGAUGGUAGCAAAAGUAACAAUACAGUCUAUAAUGCUACAUCAGCAGGUAUAGUAAGCAGAAUAGUACGUAAAGAAAAAGGGGGAUAUGAAAUAACCAUAGUUGAUGCAUCGGAUGGACAUCAAGUGGUUGAUAUUAUACCUCCAGGACCAGAACUUCUUGUUUCAGAGGGUGAAUCCAUCAAGCUUGAUCAACCAUUAACAAGCAAUCCCAAUGUGGGAGGCUUUGGUCAGGGAGAUGCAGAAAUAGUGCUUCAAGACCCAUUACGGGUCCAAGGUCUUUUGUUCUUCUUGGCAUCUGUUAUUUUGGCACAAGUUUUUUUGGUUCUUAAAAAGAAACAGUUUGAAAAGGUUCAAUUGUACGAAAUGAAUUUCUAGGUGCAGAGAUUCCUUAACAUCAAGUUGGUAAAAAGCGCCGAAUUUUUUUUGAUCCAUACAAUUAUGUAUGAUCAAAAAAUCUGUAAACCUUUUUGGUUGCUUUGUUUAUACUUUUUUUUCGUUUUGCGGGAUGUCUGGAAUUCAUUACUUGUAUCCUAUUCUUAGUAAUAGACAAUAGACAUACAAAGAAAGAGAAUACAGAGCAAGGAUGGGAAAAAUGAAAGAAAGAAAUCCUUUUAGGAGGGAUUACUAGUCUUACGAGUCUUCUAUUCGACACAAGAAAAGGGCGGAAAAUCCUUUUUCUUGUGUCGUCUUAUAUCGAAAUAAUAAUGAUUUUUUCUCCUGUUCGUCAAAGAUUACCAUUCCUUCUUUUCCGGGUCCACCAGAACUCUUUUGGUUAGAUUCAUAGGAAGUUGUGGACAAACAAAAAGAGAGAAAGGAUUAGGGGAAUAAUUGAUUGAGCAAAUAGAACUUCUUCAAUUAACUUAAACUUUUAACUUAGAGAAAUUAUUCAAGAGAAAUUAUUCAAACAAAUUAUAUUAUAGAGUUUUAUAGAGUAAGUUCUAUAGAGUAAGUUCUAUUAGUAGUUUAGUAUAGAAAUUAUUUGCAGGAUGUCUCAUGCGUAGAAAUCUAUAUAAUAUUGUAUUAUUCAGAAAAUCCAUUGAUUACUCUUUUCUUGUUUCUUCAUAAGAGUUAAUAUUAUGGAGGAAAGGAAGAACAGAGACUAUGAAUCAAUCAAUAGAUUCAAUUCUUCAAAAACAUUAUUAAGAAACAAAAGAAUAGAGUGGUUUGAAACAUCAGAGCAAAGGAUCCGUUUUGUCAUUUCAUUUCUACGAAUAUAAUAUUUUGAUUAUGUUGACUGGCCAAUUUGUAUGUUAUGGAAUAGAUCAUAAUCUUCCUAUAAGAGUAAGAAAAGAACUCAACGGGACCUUAUCGCUCUAAUUAGACAAAGGAGGGUAAGGUCCCGUUGAGUUCUUUUCUUACUCUUUCAUGUCUACAAUCCGGUUUAUCCGAUUACUAGAGAGAUGAACCCAACCCAGAAUAUGAACCGUAAAAGAAAACACCUAUUAAACCGAUCACAGGAAUACCAGUUACAGUACCAACCAGCCAAAGAGGAAUCCUUCCAGUAGUAUCGGCCAUUUCCCCUACUUUCCUCCACAUUUUCUCAAAUGGUCGUGCUAGAGACAAAAACAGUCAUGGAUAAUUAUGAGGAUGGUAUCUUUCCGAAUGGGAUAAGAGAAUUCCUACUAUUCUCUUUCUUUCUUUCAAUUGAAGAAAUAAUUGGAAAAUAAAACAGCAAGUACAAAAAUGAGUAAUAAACCCCAGUAUAGACUGGUACGAUUCAAUUCAACAUUUUGUUCAUUCGGGUUUGAUUGUGUCAUAGCUCUAUAAUUCAAAUUAGGUUUAUCGUUGGAUGAACUGCAUUGCUGAUAUUGACCCCAAAAAAGAAACGGUAGGUACAGCUAGUCCGUGAACAGCCAACCAUCGCACUGUAAAAAUUGGAUAGGUUCGAUCUAUGGUCAUUGGGGGCCUCCUAAAAGGAUUUACUAAAUUCAUCAAGUUGUUCCAAAGAAUCAAAACGGCCGGUUAUCAAUGGAAUACCUUGUCGGCUCUCUGUGAAAUACUCGUUUGGCCGAGGACUUCCAAACACGUCGUAAGCUAAACCCGUACUGACGAAUAACCAACCCGCAAUGAAUAGGGAAGGUAUAGUAAUGCUAUGAAUGACCCAGUAUCGAAUACUGGUAAUAAUAUCAGCAAAAGAACGUUCUCCCGUGCUUCCAGACAUUCUGAGCUCCACAAAUUUUUGUACAUUCAAAAAAGGGAAUCGAUUCCUUGAAAGAUGGGAUCAGUAAAUGGAAAACUACUGAUAUUGCAUCUUUGUGAGAUCGUCAAUUUUGUACCAAAGGUUUAUUUCAAGUAUACCGAAUCAGUAUAGCUAUCCUUCCUCUGGCACAGCAACGCAGUCUCGAUCGGUACCGAAAUGCUACAUAAUUCUUUUCUUCUUUUUUUGUUCCUUGUCUAUGCAUAACUCUAUGUUAUUCAAUAGAUCAAUAGAAAAUUACUCAAAUUCCUUAUAAGAUUUCCAUUAUUGGAUUCAUAAUAGAAAGUAAAGAUCUUGGAAAAGCGUGAAUCGAUGGUUUCUAAUAAUUUAUGAAGCAUAUUAUAAUAUUCACACAAUUCAAUUAUAUGUAUGCGAAAUCUAUAAUAAACCCAUUUUUUGGUUAAAAGUUUUUUUGUUCAAAUCUUUUUAUUUCAAGUAAUUGGUUGGUCGUAUAAUACAAUAAAUAUACUGUAAUACAAAAUACAAUAGUAUAACUAUAUUAGUGAAAGAAACAGAACAUGAAAGAAACAGAACCCAGUUGGAACAAUCCAUAUUCGUGAUGCAACCGUUAUUGUAUUAGAUCCAAAACAAAGGUUCUUUCUUGACCAAACUAGAAGUAUGGAACUCCAUGAUAUGGAAAGACAGAAUAUAGAAUCUAAAAGGAUAAUGGAAGUUGUUCGUCUUUGAAUCGAGUUGGACCUGAAAAAAAAGAAUAAAAAUAUAAAAAUGAAAAAUAGAGUAAAGGUUUUAUUUUUUUCGAUAGAUCGUGGGACACCUUUUUCUUUUCAUUCGAAAUAUUAUGUUAUGGGCAAUUAAGCAACCUAUUACUGUACUGAGUCCAAUGAGUUAAAAUAAAUAAAAGGUAAAUAGUAUCAGGCCGUUCGUUCCAAAAAGGAUUAGAUCCUAUUGAAAUAGAAAGGAAAUGAUUAAAAUGGAAUUUUCAAAUCCAAUUCUUUUAUUCCAAAA